Molecule: messenger RNA, 1036 nt
Organism: Adelges cooleyi (spruce gall adelgid)
Lineage: Eukaryota; Metazoa; Arthropoda; Insecta; Hemiptera; Adelgidae
Product: cuticle protein 19.8-like
Exons: 6
Coding region: 152-994 (280 amino acids)
Cellular component (GO): extracellular matrix
Source: RefSeq, a predicted model, not a curated record
GUACAGGUCAUACCGAUCCCGACAGUGUUCCAGGUGUACCGUCACACACACACAUAUACACACAUUAUCACAGAACAAGUUUGCCGACCGAGUGUUCCAACUUUGUCUCAACAUAGUGUUAUACCGCGCAAACUUCACGAAUCACACGAAAAUGGCGUUCUUACAGUGCACAUUAGCCGCCCUCCUCCUGCACGUGGCCUGUGGAAGUUACCUGGCUCACCGCGCCGCUUACCACGGCGGCUAUGCCGCGCCGGCCGUGUCGUACGACUACCCGUCUUAUUCGGCUUACCCCGCUUACUCGGCGGCCAGCACUUACCACACCGACUACCCGAGCUACUCGAAACCAGUGGACUACUACUCGCCGCCCAAGUACUCUUUCAACUACGGCGUCAAAGACUACCACACCGGCGACGUUAAGGACCAAUGGGAAGAGAGAGACGGCGACGUUGUAAAGGGCGAAUACAGUCUGGUCGAACCGGACGGCACCACCCGCAAAGUGACGUACACCGCCGACGACCACAACGGUUUCAACGCGGUCGUCCACAAGUCCGGCCACGCUCACCACCCGGCCACGGUGCCCGCUCACCACUCACCCCUCUACCACGGUUACCGCCUUUUAACCAUAACAACUGUGCUGGUUUUCGUCGCUUUAACCGCUCUUGUGGCGCUGACUCUGGCCGAACACGACGCCACUUCGUACGCAGCCUAUCAUCCUAAGUUUCACAACACUCAUCACGACGGACACGACUACUAUGCCCCGCCGCAUUAUAAGUUCAAGUAUGGAGUCAAAGACCCGCACACCGGCGACGUUAAGCAUCAGGCCGAGGAACGCGAAGGCGACGUGGUCCACGGCGAGUACAGUCUGGUCGAACCGGACGGUCGUGUCCGGAAAGUGACUUACACGGCGGACAAGCACAACGGUUUCAACGCACACGUUCACCACGAACACCAUGCCGUCCACCCUCAUCACUACGGUCGCUACCAACAGGACUGAACAAACAACAUACUUAAACGCACUGUCUUGAUCUUGUAACGG